Messenger RNA from Erinaceus europaeus (western European hedgehog), 2193 nucleotides. It is a transcript of the gene GLIPR2, whose product is annotated as GLI pathogenesis related 2. The coding region runs from base 143 to 607 and encodes 154 amino acids. The transcript is spliced from 5 exons. Lineage: Eukaryota; Metazoa; Chordata; Mammalia; Eulipotyphla; Erinaceidae. The record is from RefSeq and is a predicted model, not a curated record. Gene Ontology annotation, cellular component: extracellular region.
AGUCCCGGGCACCUCCCUGCGGCGGCCGCUGCCUUAUAAGGCGGGGGGCCGGGCGGCGGGGAGGGGCUGUGCUGGGCCUCGAGUCGGGCCCGCGGGGAGCGCGGCGCAGCGGCAGCGGGAACCCGAGCGCGCCGAGCCGGCCAUGGGCAAGUCAGCCUCCAAGCAGUUCAACAGUGACGUCCUGAAGGCCCACAACGAGUACCGGCAGCAGCAUGGCGUCCCCCCGCUGAAGCUCUGCAAGAAACUCAACCGGGAGGCUCAGCAGUAUUCGGAGGCUCUGGCCAGCACAAGGAUCCUCAAGCACAGCCCGGAGUCCAGUCGUGGCCAGUGUGGAGAGAACCUGGCAUGGGCAUCCUAUGAUCAGACAGGAAAGGAGGUGGCCGACAGGUGGUACAGUGAAAUCAAAAGCUAUAACUUCCAGCAGCCAGGCUUCACCUCCGGAACUGGCCACUUCACAGCCAUGGUAUGGAAGAACACGAAGAAGAUGGGUGUGGGCAAGGCCUCAGCCAGUGACGGCUCCUCCUUCGUGGUGGCCAGAUACUUCCCAGCAGGGAAUGUUGUCAACCCAGGCUUCUUCGAAGAAAAUGUCCUGCCGCCAAAGAAGUAGUCUGUCAACCAUCAUGGGAAGGUGGCGGACUUAAGAAGAGGGAUUUGAAGUGCCUAGAAAAACAAAAACUCUUAUCUUGUGUCUGUCCCUAUGGGUGUGUGUGCUGGAUUUGAGUCUCUCUCUCUCUCCUCUCCCUUUCCCUCUCUCUCUUUUUCUGUCUCUCUCAAACACAUACACUUUCAUACGCAGUCCUGUGUGAACUCAUUCUUAGCAAAAGGGUGAGAAUAUGAAACAUUUAUCUCAAUGUUUACUUAAACUACCAUUAUUUGGGUUUUGGGAGAAAAACUAUUUUCAGACUUUUCUUGGUAACUUUUUUUUUUAAGCAAACUUCUUUUGUAUCUUUCCUAUACUAUCCAUUUUUGGACCUUUUGUAUUCCAAAUAUCUGUGAUUUGAGAAAUGAAGUUCAUUUGAUGUGAUCUUUAUGCACUGUAAUCUACUUUUGGUAGAUAUCUAAGAAUAUCGCAUCUUCAUUUGAAUGUAACAUGACCUAGCUUUAAAUACAUGAAUAUGAAGCCACUUCCAUAGGAAACAGGGGGGCAGGGGGACCCUUCAGAGAAUCACUGAGAUUUCUCAGCUGUAAGACAUGAUGUCAUCUGUUGGCCUCCUGGAAGUCUCAGAUGGGACUGUCAAAGAACAAAUGGAAGAAAAAACUUUACAGCUUUGCAUUUUUCUAUCUUGAAAUAGCCAAGUCCCACUCCCACUCCUAACACCCCUUGCUCCCCACAUUUUUCCUUGAAACCCUCUGGUAUUUCAGGGCUUAAUAGAGUCCUCAUGUUUUCUGGGGAGCUGGGCUAGACCUGAGCCACCUCCUCAGCCCCCCACCCCUAGCUCUGCCAGGUGGCCCGGGGCCUAUUCUGAGACAAGGGCUUUCACGCUGUCCAGGCUCUUGGCCAAGAGGCCUGGGAUGGAUGAAGUCAGUGAGUGUGAGCUUGGGAGGGUGAGCUCACUCAGGGCUCCCAGAGGAAGCCCUCCAGCCUCUGCCCUCCUUCCUCACACAGGGCGGUAACCCUGUUCCUGACAGCUGUGACUGCAGCUGUGUGCUGCUCCCUCCUGGAAUGUCUGACAUGCCCAAAUGUUCAGGGACAUCUCCCAGGCAGGGGCUUAAAGUCACUAUUGAGUUCUGUUUUUGCCUCAAGCUAUACAGAGUUUGCCUGAAUAACAAUCUCUCCCCCCCCCACCUCCACUCUAUCUCUUUAGACCAGAACACUGUUCAGCUCUGGCUUAUAGUAGUACCAGGGAUCGAACCUGGGACCUUGGAGCCUCAGGCAUGAAUGUCUCUUGCAUAACAAUUAUGCUGCCUCCCCAGCUUUUGAAUAACAAUUUCUUAUGAUCCCUGUGGGAGAGACCAAUUCAGAGGCCAAGCGGAGUGUCCCUGAAAGCAGGACAUCUCCCAGUGGUACCGCCACAAGGGAUGGAGCGAGGGGCUUGCUGGCUUAGAAAGAGGAGGGAACAGGCUAGUCUGUGAGUCUGUGAAACAUGCUUCCUGAAGGUCUGUGUUGCACUGUGAACACAGUCUCUUGCUAUGCCCUUCAUUGCAUCCAGGGAUAGUGACUGAGACAACAAUAAAAUCAUUUUCUUUUGUGUA